GUGUUCAGUUUUGAAAAUCGGAGGUUUCGCCGCGGUGCCCCGCCGGGUUGCUCCUCGGACGCGGUGAGCCCUGGAGCCCCGGAGCCAAGGAUCUGGGUCGGCCGGGGGGCUCUGCUAGGGAGGCCGCGGGACUUGGGUCGGAGCAGCACUUAGGAGACGCGGCGCAGUCGAAUAGAGCCACCAUGGGGUCGACAGCCCCAGGGCCCAUUCACCUGCUGGAGCUGUGUGACCAGAAGCUCAUGGAGUUUAUCUGCAAUGUGGAUAAUAAGGACUUAGUGUGGCUCGAAGAGAUUGAGGAGGAAGCCGAGCGCAUGUUCACCAGAGAAUUCAGCAAGGAGCCUGAGCUGAUGCCCAAAACACCUUCUCAGAAAAACCGACAGAAGAAGAGGCGGAUUUCUUAUGUUCAGGAUGAAAACAGAAACCCCAUCCGGAAAAGGCUGUCCCGCAGGCUGUCCCGGAGCAGCCAGCUGAGCUCCCGGCACCUCCGCAGCAAGGGCAAGGUGGAGAAGCUGGCCACGGUGGUGGGAGAGAACGGCUCUGUCCUGCGGCGGGUGACUCGUGCUGCAGCUGCAGCGGCGGCAGCAGCCACUGCGGUGUUAGCUACCCCUUCGCCCAGCCCUGAGUCUUCCCCUGCGCUGACCAAGAAGCCUAAAAACAGCCUGGCCCAGGGCCAGCUGGUGCCCGUGGUAGAGAUCGGCGUCCCAGAGCGCAAGAGUGCCGAGCAGCACCUUGACCAGCUCAAGUCUGUCCAGACUCCUCUGGCUCCAUCCCCUUCGGCCACCACUCCCGCCUCCCACAGCAUCUUGCUGUCAGAGGAGGAUUCAACACCCAAGAAGCCAGAGGCUGGGAGACCAGAAACCAUCACUGUGAGCUCCCUGAUGGCUACACCCCAGGAUCCCAAGGGUCAAGGGGUUGGAACAAGCCGGUCUGCCUCCAAGCUCAGGAUGGUGCAGGCCUUCCCAGGCCCGCAGGACUUGCCGGGUUCUCUGGCCUCCCCGUGGCCGGGGCGGGUGCUGACUUCCAUCCUGCCGGAUAACUGCUCCACACCCACGGGCACCCAUGUGGACCAGCAGUCAGUGUGGCACAGCCUGAUUGCCCCGUCCUCCCCUGGCUGCCAGGUCUCCCUGGCCCAGGAGUAUUCCCUGGUGGCCAAACAGGAGAAACCUGUCCGCAGGUCAAGCAGGAGGAUUGGCAAGAAGGCCACUGAAGAGCCAGCUGCCUCUGCCCGCAUCAUCUGUCACAGUUACCUGGAGAGGCUCUUGAAUGUUGAGGUGCCCCAAAAAGUUGGCCGUGAGCAGAAGCCCAGCGAGGAGGCUGAGCCAGUAGAGGCAGCUGAGCCAGAGGUCUCCAAGGAUGACAGGAGUACCUUGUGCCCCCGUAGUGCCACCAAGAUCGCCAUUAGCACACCUGGCUCGAGGCCUUUGGCUGGUGGCCAGGAAACACCCUCUGAAGGGCAACAAGAACCCAAGACUGACCAAGGAGAUAGCCCCAAGGAGCCAUCCCAGAGUGUCAGGAGGAAGCGCAGCUACAAGCAGGCAGUGAGUGAGCUGGACGACGAGCAGCAGCUGGAGGAUGAGGAGCUGCAAGCCCCCAGGAGCAAGACGCCUUCCCCACCCUGUCCAGCCAGCAAAGUGGUACGGCCCCUCCGGACCUUCCUGCACACUGUGCAGAGGAACCAGAUGCUCAUGACCCCAACCUCAGCCCCCCAUGGCAGUGUCAUGAAAUCCUUCAUCAAGCGCAACACUCCCCUGCGUGUGGACCCUAAGGAGAAGGAGAGGCAGCGCCUGGAGAACCUGCGGCGGAAGGAGGAGGCUGAGCUGCUCCGUCGGCAGAAAGUGGAGGAGGAUAAGCGGCGGCGGCUGGAGGAAGUGAAGCUGAAGCGUGAAGAGCGUCUUCGUAAGGUGCUGCUGGCCCGGGAGCGGGUGGAGCAGAUGAAGGAGGAGAAGAAGAAGCAGAUUGAGCAGAAGUUUGCUCAGAUUGACGAGAAGACCGAGAAGGCCAAGGAAGAGCGGCUGGCUGAGGAGAAAGCCAAGAAAAAGGCCGCAGCCAAGAAGAUGGAGGAGGUGGAGGCACGCCGCAAGCAGGAGGAGGAGGUGCGGCGGCUCAGGCGGCUCCAACAGGGCCCUCACCUUGUGGUCCAAUCACAGGACGAGGAGGAGCGCAGGCACCAGGAGCUGUUGCAGAAGAAGAAGGAGGAGGAGCAGGAGCGGCUGCGCAAGGUGGCCGAGGCCAAGAGGCUGGCGGAGCAGCGGGAGCAGGAGCGACAGCUGGCGGAGCAGCGGGAACAGGAGCGCAGGAAGGAGCAGGAGCGGCUCCAGGCCGAGAGGGAGCAGCAGGAGCGGGAGCGGGAGAAGGCCCUGCAGUUACAGAAGGAGCGGCUGCAGAGGGAACUGGAGGAGAAGAAGAAAAAGGAGGAGCAGGAGAGGCUGCGGGAGGAGCGGCUGGCUGAGGAGCAGCAGAGGAAAGCCAAGGAGGUGGCGGUGACCGGCAAAGGCCUGAAUGUGACUAUGGAUGUGCAGUCUCCAGCUUGUACCUCAUAUCAGAUGACUCCCCAGGGCCACAGAGCUCCCCCCAAGAUCAACCCAGAUAACUAUGGGAUGGAUCUGAAUAGCGAUGACUCCACUGAUGAUGAGGCCCAUCCCCGGAAGCCCAUCCCCACCUGGGCGAGAGGCACUCAGCUAAGCCAGGCCAUCAUCCACCAGUACUACCACCCCCCGAACCUACUUGAGCUCUUUGGAACCAUUCUCCCCCUGGACUUGGAGGACAUCUUCAAGAAGAGCAAGCCCCGCUACCACAAGCGCACCAGCUCUGCCGUCUGGAACUCACCACCCCUGCUGGGUUCCAGGCUCCCCAGCAGUCUGGCCUACAGCCUCAAGAAGUACUGAGGCCCCUGGCCCUCUUGUCAGUCUCAGCCCCUAUGCAUGUCUGCCCACCCCUCUGUUGGUCUGGCGCCAUCCUGCCUGGUGUUCUGUCUCUGGGGUUUUGGCCACAUGUAUAGAAAUGUUCUCCGUGUGCUGCAGGUAGAACGUGGCCCAGACCUGUUUGGAGGCUGCAUUUGGUGGGUGGUUGGGGGAGAACCAUCCCAGCCCCACCUGACCUGCAGACAGCACUCUGUAAAUAGAUUGUUAUAAUGCAGCUGAAUUUUAGCUUCUAGUGUUCAAGAGCUAGAUUAAUAAAGUCUGUUCCUUUAAGCCUGCUGUGGGUAUUCUGGAGAUGGGGUGCCUUGGCAGAGUGCCCUGGCCCCUGGCCCCGCAGGUGUGCGUGUCUUGGGCCACUGAUGGGCUGGGGCACUGAGGCCCUAUUCCUUUUCCUGGAGUGUGCUUCCAGGUCACCUGGGUUUCACGUCAAGAUGCUGAUGCAGUAGAUGGUUCUGAUCCUGUCCCCGGGCAAUGCUGAGACAAAUCAGUUACUUGCAUGGUGCAGCAAGUGAAGCUUUUGAUUUUCUGGGGACUUUCUGAUUUUCUGGGGAGCUAUCUGUAAAGGGGGGCUUGUUCAAUGGGAAAGACAUGAGGUUGAGGUCAGGAGGACUGGGCUCUUUUUUUUUUUUUAAAUAUGAUAGUCACACACAGAGAGAAAGAGAGAGAGAGGCAGAGACACAGGCAGAGGGAGAAGCAGGCUCCAUGCACCGGGAGCCCGACAUGGGAUUCGAUCCCGGGUCUCCAGGAUCGCGCCCUGGGCCAAAGGCAGGCGCCAAACCACUGCGCCACCCAGGGAUCCCCAGGACUGGGCUCUUGACACAGUCCCUGGGCCCCACAGGCUUCACAAGGUACGCAUGCUGCUAAAGCAGGAGUCCUGAUUAGACUACCUUGAGCCAGUGCUUGCAAGCAGUUGAGAUGUUUCUCCAGCAAAACCAUGCAGCUGCUCAUUAAAUGCUUAGUGUCCGUGGAAGCUGGCCCUUGUCCUGCCCCAUAGCUGCCUUCUGUGUUCUAAUAUGCGACGGCCAGCUCCUUACCAUCUCCUCUAGUCCCUAGAAUAGGGGUUGGUGAACUAUAUGGCCUUAUGGGCCAAAUCAAACCUCAUUCAGUUUUUGUAAAGUUUUAUUGGAACCUACCCAACAGAAACAGGUGUCUGUUGCCUCCGGCUGCUGAAGGCAGAGUUAAGUAGUUGCAACAGAGGUUUUUUGGCCCACAAAGUUGAAAAUACUGUGACCCUUUACAGAAAGUUUGCUGACCCCUGCUUUAGGACAAAAUAAAGGCUAAAGUCCAAGAGUGCUUCAAAAUGAAGUAGUGAACACACACAAUAGAUAAGUGUAGAGGAAUCCAUCCAUUAAAACCAAGCAUUUGACGGUUCAUUCACAUACGGUGCACAGUUCAAACGGACUUCAUGUGUUCUUGAACUAGAAAUUUGUGUUGAGUCCAUUGGCAAGUGUGUCUUUACCUAGAAUUUAUCAUUUUUUUUUCUUUUAUGCACUGUACUUUUUAGUGUCAUGUCUAAGAAUUCUCUGUCUAGCCCUAGUUCUCAAAGCUUUUCUAUUCUAAAUGUUUUAUAGUUUUACAAAUAUUACAUUUAGGUUUAUGAUCUACUUUGAGUUAAUUUUUUUUUUUAAGUGUGAGGUUUAUGUUUUUGGUUUAUUUGGUUUUGGGGGCAUAUGAUUAUAUGUCCAAUUGUUCCAGGACCAUUUGUUGAAAAGACUUUGUUUUCCACUGAAUUUCUUUUUAUAUCUUUGUCAGGAAUCAAUCAGCCAUAUUUGUAUGGGUCAAUGUCUGGACUUUCUAUUCUCUUCCAUUGAUCUGUGAGUCUCUCCCUUUACCAGUACCACAUCGUCAAAGUUACUGUAGCUUGUAUCCAUCUUAAAAAUCUAUUAGUGUGAUUCCUCUAACUUUAUUCUUCCUUUUCAAAAUUAUUUUAACUUUUCUAUCAAUUUUGCCUCUCCAUAAGAUUUAGAACGAGCUAAUAUAUACACAAGUGUUGUUGGGAUUUUGAUUGGAAUUCCAUUAAAUCUAUAAAGUUUGAGGAGAAUCACAUAUGAUACUGAAUCUUCUAAACCCUAAAUGUGACUUGUCUCUCCAUUUAUUUACAUCUGUGGCUUCUGUCAUCAGCAUUUCGUAGUCUAAGUAUACAGAUCUUGGGCAAAUUUUGUUGGAUUUAUAGCUAAGUAUUUAUUUUCUUGGAACGAUUGUAAGUGGUAUUGUUUUUCUAAUUUUGGUUACCAGUUGUUCCUUGCUGGUCUACAGAAAUACAAUUGAUUUUUGUGUUUUGA
Molecule: messenger RNA, 5200 nt
Organism: Nyctereutes procyonoides (raccoon dog)
Lineage: Eukaryota; Metazoa; Chordata; Mammalia; Carnivora; Canidae
Gene: INCENP
Product: inner centromere protein
Exons: 18
Coding region: 183-2885 (900 amino acids)
Biological process (GO): mitotic cytokinesis; meiotic spindle midzone assembly; metaphase chromosome alignment
Cellular component (GO): kinetochore; midbody; meiotic spindle midzone
Molecular function (GO): protein serine/threonine kinase activator activity
Source: RefSeq, a predicted model, not a curated record